Molecule: messenger RNA, 733 nt
Organism: Balearica regulorum gibbericeps (East African grey crowned-crane)
Lineage: Eukaryota; Metazoa; Chordata; Aves; Gruiformes; Gruidae
Source: RefSeq, a predicted model, not a curated record
GCAAAGUAAUAGUUCUGUCAUUCGAUCAAAUUCCCCAACAACAACAUCUCAAAUUAUGGCCAGAAAGAAAAGAAGAGGGAUUAUAGAGAAAAGGCGCCGUGAUCGUAUAAAUAACAGUUUAUCAGAGCUGAGGCGGCUUGUGCCAACUGCUUUUGAAAAACAAGGAUCUGCCAAAUUAGAAAAAGCGGAAAUACUGCAAAUGACAGUGGAUCAUCUGAAGAUGCUGCAGGCAACUGGAGGUAAAGGUUAUUUUGACGCUCAUUCCCUGGCCAUGGAUUUCAUGAGCAUUGGCUUCCGGGAGUGCUUGACAGAAGUCGCGAGGUAUCUGACUUCGGUGGAAGGUCUCGACACAUCUGAUCCCCUGCGCGUUAGACUCGUGUCUCACCUGAGCACCUGUGCCUCUCAGAGGGAAGGCGCCAUGCCCCCCCCCAUGGCCCCCCCCCCCCCCCCCUUGCACCCUCACCACUGGGCAGCCGCCUUUCACCACCUCCCGGCCGCUUUGCUGCAGCCGAACGGACUCCACGCCUCCGACGCCGCCCCGUGCAGACUCUCCUCAGACGUGCCCCCCCACGGCUCUGCCCUGCUCACGGCCACCUUCGCCCACACCGACGCCGCCCUCAGAGUCCCCUCCGCUGGCAGCGUCGCUCCCUGCGUCCCCCCCCCUCAGCAGGCUGGCAGCGGGAGCAGCACUAAACCGUACCGACCCUGGGGGACUGAAGUUGGAGCCUUUUAA